Molecule: messenger RNA, 1112 nt
Organism: Homarus americanus (American lobster)
Lineage: Eukaryota; Metazoa; Arthropoda; Malacostraca; Decapoda; Nephropidae
Product: 41 kDa spicule matrix protein-like
Exons: 2
Coding region: 108-944 (278 amino acids)
Cellular component (GO): extracellular region
Molecular function (GO): peptidase inhibitor activity
Source: RefSeq, a predicted model, not a curated record
CUAGUGCCGGCUGUAUCCCACACAAGGCCAUGGCCCCUCUCCUCACUACAAAAGGAGUUAGGAGUUCCUGUGAACCUUAAGUCAGUUCCCCAGCUACUACGGCAGAGAUGAGGUCGCUAUGGUUAUUGGUUGUGGUGGUCGCUCUUGUGGCUGGAGACAAGGAUUCGGACGCAGGGAACAACAACGCUGCUCAGAAGGUCGACUCGGGCAGCGAUACAGCGGGACAAACACGUAGCUCUACAGGCAACAGUGGUGCCCGUAGCGGCCCUGGUGACGCAAGGAUCCUGGGUCUGAACAAUGUCAUCGGAAUUGGACAAGCUCUCUUAGGUGGACUUCUCGGGAAUUCCGGACGGCCUGGCAGACAACCAGGUUUUGGUUCUGGCAGACCUACGUUUGGCUCUGGUUUUGGUGGUCAACCUGGUUUUGGUGGUCAACCUGGUUUUGGUGGUCAACCUGGUUUUGGUGGACAACCUGGUUUUGGUGGUCAACCUGGUUUUGGGUUUGGUGGUCAACCUGGUUUUAGUGGACAACCAGGUUUUGGUGGACAGCCUGGUUUUGGUGGACAGCCUGGUUUUGGUGGACAACCAGGUUUUAGUGGACAGCCUGGUUUUGGUGGACAGUCUGGUUUUGGUGGACAGCCUGGUUUUGGUGGACAGCCUGGUUUUGGUGGACAGCCUGGUUUUGGUGGACAGCCUGGUUUUGGGUUUGGUGGACAACAGGGUUUCGGUGGUAACAGCUUCAACCAAUUUGGCGGCUUUAAUAACCACUUUGGGGGGAAAAGGGGACAAUGCCCGCCGGUGCGUCCAGUGUGUACUCACAACAGGAGCCUCGGGCCCCCAUCGCCCUGUAAAAGCGACUUCGUCUGCAGUGGCGCCGACAAGUGCUGCUUUGACAAGUGCCUUCAGGAGAAAGUAUGUAAAGCUCCAUCAGGGUUCGGCCGCUAGAAGACUCUGCUUCCCUCAGUACCUACCUCCUUAUACUGACAUCUCUUCGUCUACAAGAUCUCUCAAGUAAUUUAAUUGUAUAUAAUUACUUUUAUAUGUACUGUUGUCCUAUAACUUAUUUGUAUUUUAAUUUAUAAUAUUAACUGAAUGAAAACGAUAGGUAUUUUG